Bombus terrestris (buff-tailed bumblebee) is the source of this 1433-nucleotide messenger RNA. RefSeq lists its product as uncharacterized. Lineage: Eukaryota; Metazoa; Arthropoda; Insecta; Hymenoptera; Apidae. The transcript is spliced from 6 exons. The coding region runs from base 710 to 1375 and encodes 221 amino acids. The record is from RefSeq and is a predicted model, not a curated record.
GGUCUACUGGAAGUUAUCAAAGCAAUAGGCUGGCAGUUAGCCGUCGGCCUUCAGAGUGGGUGUGUCGUUUGUAUGUUACAUUGAAUAUUAGUCGAUGAAUAUAAAUUAUGCUACGACAGUUCUCCUAGGUUUUGAUGUACAUUAUCUUUCGUCCUCCAAGAAAUGGCACGCGAUGAGAUUUAUGGUUUAUUUCCGAGUGAUAGGUGUGAUAGGUAUCUCUCGAUAGGUGUCGGUGACAUAGCAUCGAGACGUUCAUCGAAAAGUUGGAUUAUACGAAAAAUCGACGGAUAGAAGAAGCUUGUGUAAAUUUGAGUUUAAACGUGGCAUGUACAUAGUCUUGAAAACUGCUAAAAUGCAUAUAGUAGAAAAAGAAUCGGCUAUACCUUUUUUGGGAGAAAUAACGGACGCUGAUACGCGACCGUGGCACAGCUGUAGAAUUGAAUUUCUUGAAUCACAACUGCCGAAUUGUCACCUCCUGUAAUAAAGAACGACCAAGGGAAUUAGCGUUGUUGCCUUUUUAUCUUUUAAUUAUUUUUUUAUUAAUCACGUGGGCCGAUUGUCUAUCGCACAGAUAAGAUAUUAAUGCAUGAAAUAAGAGACAUCAAAACUCGAAUACGAAACUGACUCAUAUAUAAGGAACGAUGUAUUGAUCAAUCUAUUAUAAUAUAUUGUCAGUUUUAUUAUCUGUUACUCAUUCGUGUUAGCCGACAUGUUCCCCGGAGCGAGCGGUAUAUUUAAGCCGGGUCAACUUAAUGGAUUUCUCGAGAAAUUUAAGGAGACGAUGGAGGAAGGAGAUGAAAAUCUUGGUUUUCCGGUUCUCGAACCAUUCGUGAGCGAGCACCUGGAUAUAGAUUUGAAGAAAAGGAAAUUAUUCUCAGCAAAAGGACAUCUGAAGAAUUUACGCAUAGAUGGUUUGUCUAACUAUACAGUAAAGCAGGCUGAUUUCCCGAUGGCUGGUUUUAAAGCCAAAGUAACUCUUCUGUUCCACGAAAUUAAAAUUGAGACUCGGUACAAUAUGACAGGUACAUUCCUCGAUGAAGAUUCCUUCCACGGACGCGGUAACCUCGCCCUCCGCAUUGAGAGACUUAAAGUGACGACGGACCUGCAACUCGAGAUAAAGGAAGGGAGGCUGUACGUCUCAAACUUGGAAUUGCAGACCAGAGUAAGGGAAUUCGACUGUAAUAUCUCCGAAUUAUACGUCAACGAUGAUUUGUCCGAGGAUAUAAGCGAAACCAUCACUGAGGCGGCACCCAAUUUCCUCAAGGAGAAUCAAAAUCUAAUAUCGCAAUACGUGAGUAAGAUUCUGAGGAAUUUGGUGAACGACGUACUAAAAAAAUAUACACUGGUAAACUUGUUAGACAUGAUUGGCGGUUAAUCGAUAAUUCUAAAUACUCUUUCGUACGUCUAACAAAUAAAUUGGACUAAACAUAAAA